Molecule: messenger RNA, 968 nt
Organism: Oxyura jamaicensis (ruddy duck)
Lineage: Eukaryota; Metazoa; Chordata; Aves; Anseriformes; Anatidae
Gene: SELENOM
Product: selenoprotein M
Exons: 5
Cellular component (GO): endoplasmic reticulum lumen
Molecular function (GO): oxidoreductase activity
Source: RefSeq, a predicted model, not a curated record
CGCGGGCGAGCCGCGACGUGGCGAUGCGGCGGGCGGCGGCGCUGCUGGCGCUGCUGGCGGUGGCGGCGGGGGCCGAGCUGCGGGGCUUGGCCCGGGGCAAGGUGGAGACCUGCGGCGGGUGACGGCUGAACCGCCUGCGGGAGGUGAAGGCCUUCGUCACCCAGGACAUCCCCCUCUACCAUAACCUGGAGAUGAAGCACCUGCCUGGCGCCGACCCCGAGCUUGUACUCCUCAGCCACAGAUACGAGGAGCUGGAGAGAAUCCCCCUGAGUGACAUGACCCGGGAGGAGAUCAACCAGCUGGUGCAGGAUCUGGGCUUCUACCGCAAGGAGACGCCUGAUGCCCCUGUUCCUGAGGAGUUCCGGUUUGCCCCUGCUAAGCCUCUGCCCACCCUGCAGCCCCCCAAAGCUCCUGCAACUGACAGCAAGACCCCAUCUGAACGUGAUAACAAAGAACAUCCAGACCUCUAGUGAGCAGUGCAAAGAGUGGGUAGAAGUGGUAGAAGGUCCUGCAGCCUUAGUGAGUGAGGAUGAGGGUGUUGGAACAGCUGCCUCUUCCUAUGCAGCUGGGAACAGAUCCAUGGGGUGACAAGGGUUUGACCACGAUGCAGAGAAAUCUUUCCAGCACCCCCCACUGCUGCUCAGUGUUCCAUAGCCUCUUCCCCGAGGAUGCCCUGAGCAGCUCUAGACUUGAGCAGAGGCUGCCUGUGCACUGAUGACAUCCAAGUGAGCUAUAUCUGCCAGUUAUUGCCUUUAUCAUGCCCUGAGGUUUAGUCAACUCCUGGUGCUGGACAGCGAUAUCCUACCUGCACAGGACAGGAUGAAACCCUCAGCAGAAAGCCCCGGGUGCUGAGAGUAGAUGUGCUGAGUCCUGGAGGUGGGAAAGCUGCCUCCUAGGAGGGUAUGGCUUCACACCACCAGCAGGGUUGCCUCAUAUUGAGCACACAGUAAAACUUUUGCUUACAAUCA